AUGGAUAAUGCAGCGAGGCUCAGCGCAGAGAGAUUUCGUAUUAUAUACGAAGAGAGCUUUAAAGUAUGGUCUAACCUAUAUCAUCGUGCUAUAAAAGACCCCAGCUUGCCUACCUCUUACCUAUCCCUUCCGGACUUAUUCCGACUGCAUCCUUUCUUCCCCAAUGAUUUAACCUUAAAGCAUGCCGAAUAUACUGGUUUUAGUAGAGUAUAUGCCACCGGAUCCUCUAUUUGGGGAUCGCAACAGACGACCUGCGACUAUGGACUGCCAUCCUUCCAGCGGCAAGUGGAGAUUGAUGUUGUCGCACAACAUCCAGUAUUAUUAUCGAUCGUCGAGAUAUCAAAUAAGAACCUCAACUUUGCGCCGUGGUUUAUCAAUGAUCAACAAAACUAUCUUGCUGUCCUCGUUUUGGCUUGGACUUAUAUUCUAUCCGCUCGCUGGGUCGAAGUGAUGCCUGAGCCUUGUUCUCUCCUAUAUACAAACAGCAGUGCAGCUGACUAUGACGAAGAUAGUAUGACAAGCUCGGAAUCUAAUCAAAACGUAGUCAGUGUGGAUAUUGGUGACGUUAGCUCGGAGGAGUUCAGAUGGUGGGCUGCUAUUCUGGCCCCGGAGCCUGGUUGGCAAGCAACUAUGAUCCUGAGAGAAAACAUAUUCCUAUCCCCUUGGUCGAUUCGCCUUCAAUCUGGCCCGAGGUUUUCGUUGCUAUACAGAGCGACGUCGUCAGCCCCUCUACGUUUAUCACAAUCAGCCCCAUCGUUUCGAAGUGCUAGCCGUUUUCUUCAUAACUUCUGCGUAAAACAUAAUAUUGCAGAUCAGAGUUAUGCUGCACUCGCCGCCGUCAUACUGUUUCCCACCAUGAAAAGCCGUCAGCCACUACAACUACCAGCUCCCACGAUUGACAACAGUGAAAACUUAACGAUGGCCAUGUCGUCGCAAAUUUCGCAGGAACACCUUCACAACGAACAUCAACUGGGAUAUGAAUGGAUGUGCCAGGGAAACCACUUGGAUAGGCUUUUGACUUUGAGCUGUAAUGUCAGAGGUAUACGAUCAAUGUUACUUAGCACCUUCUACGACAUUAACAUAGAAUGCAAUGCUGUAACCCCUUGGCUUCAAGGAGCGGUGGCUGCCAUUGAAUCUCUGGCUUCAGAUAAGCCUCUUGUUCUCGGACGAAUGUUUAUGGAGCGAUCGCCGCAGCUCUCCUUCCUGUGGCUUGGCAUUACUGUCCUCGGAUUACAAGAAAAAGUCCUGCAAGACGUCCGAUGGGGCCUCAUUCCAAUAGACCUUCACUCUUCCGUAUGGUCAGGGACGGUGCAAUCAUUCCUGCAACAACCUGUCUCUUACCCUCUCGUGGUCAAAGGCUCUAUAUCCCGCGCAGAUGAGUGCCGUUUGCUCUUCCUUUCGCAAUCUGGCUUUCACAGCAGGGUCCCUCUCUGCCAGUGGAAGCCGUUCGGGAAUACUCUGCUCGAGGAUACUGAUUUAGAAGUACGAAUCCAUGCCGAAUGCAAAGGUCAUGGGCUUCAGUACAAUGGCUUUUUCUGGGAUUGUAUCACCGGUGAAGUGCCAUCUCAACCUAUGAGUGACAUCAGUACACACGCGCCGCCAGUUCUAUUGCCCCCACGAGACAGUCAGGACAUAGAGAAGGUUAAUGUUGACUACACAAAACUGGAUCGUGAAGAAGAGUCCAUAUCGGAAAAUGCAACUCGAAAUAUCUUUGGUUGGCUACGUAUUGAUGGAUAUGCAUCAUGUGAAAAGGAGAUUUGGGAAAGUGAGUGGUGGGACAUCUUAGAUUCUGAUGACGAUUACGAAGUGGAUGAGGGCGAGAGUAAUCCCGAUAGUAGGCGUGGGCCUUCCUCACGUGUAAAGUCAUGGAUACUUGAGUUAUCUAAUUAGCUAAUUGCCUCCCUCUCAUACAACUGUGAGUGCUCUCGAAUACUUAUAAGUUAGGUGGCAAUUUGAGAUAUUGGCGGCAUCACAAUAACUACCUUGGUCACUACAUCGUGAGACAACCAAGGAACUACCGCGCCUUUUAAGACCCAGGUAACCGGAUAGCCCUUGUAAAAAUACAUGAGCGGCUACUAUCGAAGAUUCGUAUACCACGAAAGCUUAGUGACUCCGGGUAUGACCG
Molecule: messenger RNA, 2125 nt
Organism: Daldinia vernicosa
Lineage: Eukaryota; Fungi; Ascomycota; Sordariomycetes; Xylariales; Hypoxylaceae
Exons: 1
Coding region: 1-1890 (629 amino acids)
Source: RefSeq, a predicted model, not a curated record